AUGACUAUGCCAAGGUUUCAACCAGAGAAUGUCGAGCAUAAGAACAAGUUGUACGAGCAAGUUAAUAUAAUAGCAACAAGGAAGGGAUACACUAUACCACAGCUAGCAUUGUCCUGGGUCCAUCACCAAGGGGAUGAUGUUUCUCCCAUACUUGGCACCACCAAGAUCAAAAACUUCAAUCAGAAUGUCGGAGCUUUAUCUAUAAAACUAACACCCGAUGAAAUGGCUGAGCUUGAGUCUAUUGAUACGGCUGAUGCGGUGAAGGGUGAGAGUUAUUCAUCUUCACACAUGGCUUUCACUUGGAGAUUUGCAAAUACUCCUCCUCUGUCCUCUUGGAAAGCUAAAUGA
Ilex paraguariensis (yerba mate) is the source of this 348-nucleotide messenger RNA. Lineage: Eukaryota; Viridiplantae; Streptophyta; Magnoliopsida; Aquifoliales; Aquifoliaceae. The record is from the annotation of a GenBank genome assembly.